Aspergillus puulaauensis is the source of this 1278-nucleotide messenger RNA. Its product is annotated as M20 family metallopeptidase. The record is from RefSeq and is a predicted model, not a curated record. The transcript is spliced from 4 exons. Gene Ontology annotation, molecular function: dipeptidase activity. Lineage: Eukaryota; Fungi; Ascomycota; Eurotiomycetes; Eurotiales; Aspergillaceae. Bases 1 to 1278 code for a protein of 425 amino acids.
AUGCGAAUUCAAGCUUCUCAAUUGCGCUACAUCAGCAAGGCACAGGAUGCUAUCCGGAAAUGUGAUGACAAGCUGCGGAGCAUAAACCACAAAAUAUGGUCCAACCCGGAACUAGGGUUCAAGGAAUACAAAACACACGAUGCCAUCUGCGACCUAUUUGAUACACUCAGCUCGGAAGGCUAUUCUGUCCGGCGCCAUGCUUACGGGGUAGACACUGCGUUCGAGAUCGAAUAUCAACACGGCGACGCUAACCAUGGCCGUGUCCUUGUCUUCAACGCCGAGAUGGACGCACUCCCAAAUAUUGGCCAUGCUUGUGGCCAUAACCUAAUCGCAACCAGCUCUAUCGCUGCGUUCAUUGCUACUUGCGAAGCCAUGAAGGCCGCUGCCCCCAAAGAAGUGAACUACACCGUUCGCCUUUUGGGAACUCCAGCAGAGGAAUCAGGCGGUGGAAAGCUCCGUCUCCUAGAUGUUGGGGCGUACCAACAUGCCAACGCUUGCCUGAUGAUCCACCCGAUGCCCAUCGUGCCGGGUCGGCCUGAGAUCCUGAGUCUCGCAAAGUCGCCUGCUGGCGGGUUCCUUGCGAAGAAUAGUGUCCAUGUAACAUAUAUUGGGAAACCAGCCCACGCUGCUGCGGCUCCUUGGGAAGGCAUCAAUGCCCUUGACGCGGUUGUUGCAGCUUAUGUCAAUGUCUCGCUUCUAAGACAACAGAUCUUACCCACUCAGCGGGUGCAUGGGAUUAUCGUCAACGGAGGUGAAAGAUCAAAUAUUAUCCCCGCGAGUGCAACUCUGAGCUACACAAUUCGCUCUCCAACUCGGGCAACGCUGGAACCACUGACUGAGAAGGUUAUUAAGUGCUUUGAAGCGGCCGCGGUUGCUACGGGCUGUCAAGUCGAAUUUGAAUGGGGCACCUCAUACGAUGACGUUAAAUCAAACUCGCCAAUCUGUGAAAGCUAUGUCUCUGUAAUGCGAGCCAUGGAUCACCAUGUCCUACUCACCCUUCCUCCUGGAGAAAGCGGUUCAGCUUCAACAGACAUGGGUAAUGUAUCAUACGCUGUUCCUGGAUUCCAUGGUAUGUUCAUGAUUCCCGCAAAGGGUGGCAACCAUACCCCGGAGUUCGCCGACGGAGCAGGGACCUUGGAGGCGCACAAGCGGGCGAUAAAUUGCGCAGCUGGAAUGGCUGUUGUCGCCUGUCACUUCUUUGAGGACGAUGAAUUCGCGAAAGAAGUUGAAGAGGAUUUUCGGGAUGACUCCUUGGUGUCUAUGUCCUCUGGUUACUAA